Gilbertella persicaria is the source of this 1179-nucleotide messenger RNA. RefSeq lists its product as uncharacterized. The transcript has 5 exons. NCBI's taxonomy places the organism in Eukaryota, Fungi, Mucoromycota, Mucoromycetes, Mucorales, Choanephoraceae. The coding region runs from base 153 to 935 and encodes 260 amino acids. The record is from RefSeq and is a predicted model, not a curated record.
GACAUGACGCGUACCCUGUCGCGAUCUCGAGUUGGUGACGUCAGCACCCCUUCGAGAUCAGCUCAUCUCGAUCUCGACAAAGACGUUGUCUUUGACUUUGGUGUUUCUGUUCCCCCUCUUGCUCUGGUGUUGACUCUUUACCAGAAGUAGUAAUGUUGCUUUGCUCUCUUCUGUCCUUCGGUUUCUUCUCUCUCUCUUCUCCUCCUGCUUGGUUUGCUGCUUUCCAGGCCAAGUUUGAGCGCAUGAGGAGCAACUCUGCUCUCAAGAAGGAGCUGGCUGCCGCCCGUUCCAGAAUCUUGGAGCUUGAGUCCAAGCUGGCUCAUCUGCUGCCUCUCCUUGGAGUGCAUGGAGAUGAUCUGGUUGCUGCUCCCUCUUCUUCUGUCUCGCCUUCUGCUGCUGGCUCCAAGUGGGCUCAAGCCUUUGGUAAGUCCAAAAACGGCCUCUUUAUGAGUAGUCUACUUGCCAACAAGUACCGUGACCGUCUCUCCGCCUUCCGCCGCAAGCUGCGACUGAUCGGGCUGGAUAACAGCCGUGUACUUGAUGUGCACUAUCCGGCUCGUAACGUCGAGGAUCUCCUGAAGGUCAUGGCCAAGUACUCGCUUCCGGUCUUGACUGACUUUGAUCCUUUCUCUGCGGCCAACGUCAAGGAUCCUGCGUUUGCGUCUUUGGAUGCUGAUGCUCUCUCUGCCAAAGCACGCGAGUUGCAGCAAGCUCGUCUUGUCCGUGCUCUGGGAUUCAUCAGAGAACAAGUACGUAGACAGGUGGCCUACGACUUUGUCCGUCAAGGCUGGUUGUCGAAAGAACAAGCUGGCUCCGUGGUUGGUCCUCUCUCCGCUGUGGCUGGUGCUGGUGCUGGUGCUGACGCUCCCUCUGUCUCUCCUUCCAGUAUGGAUUUUACCUUGGCCGGUGAUGGUGAACCGGUCUCCUCCUCUUAAUGAGUGAGGUACCUAUGGCUCCUUAUGCUUCUAUGCCCCCUUCCUCUCCUUCUCCUAUGACUUCACCAUGACUAUAUGGAAUGCUAAUGGUAUUGCUCGUCAAGCCAUUAGCACUGUUACCGACUACCUCUAUGACUCCUCACUCAUUUUCAUCACCGAAACCUGGCUUCUUCCUCCUCUCCGCUUCCCUACCUCUUGGCAACAGUACCACACCUAUGGUCAACCUGUUGCUGACUCUUUCCGU